Messenger RNA from Aspergillus welwitschiae, 1686 nucleotides. RefSeq names its product major facilitator superfamily domain-containing protein. The transcript is spliced from 2 exons. Gene Ontology annotation, biological process: transmembrane transport. NCBI's taxonomy places the organism in Eukaryota, Fungi, Ascomycota, Eurotiomycetes, Eurotiales, Aspergillaceae. Bases 34 to 1623 code for a protein of 529 amino acids. Gene Ontology annotation, molecular function: transmembrane transporter activity. The record is from RefSeq and is a predicted model, not a curated record.
AACCUAUUCGCGCAUGCCACCCGCUUGGCAGUGAUGUCUUUCAUCGAUGAGACCAUCAACCACCCGGUCCCCAUCCUAUCCUCAUUUGAACCGCACAAUGCAUCACACAACGAGCAAUCCCUGACUACGGUGGACAACGAGAAGGGAAAAAUCGCCGACGAACAGCCAUUGGAAAAUGCCGAUGCCAGCGAAGAUAGCGAUCCAGAUGUCGUCCUCGUGGACUUUGACGAGAACGACCCGGAAAACCCGCUGAAUUGGUCGCCAGUGCACAAAUGGCUGAUUGUGAUUGUUGUUUCAUGGAUGGGGUUUGUCAGUGUCUUCUCAACAAUGACAAUCGUACCCACGGCACCCGAAAUCCUCCAAGAAUUCCAUUCACACAGCUCAGUUGACCAGACUCUCCUCGUCACGAUCUGGGAACUCGGCGAAGGAAUCGGCCCAUUUUUCAUCGCGCCGCUGUCCGAGAGAUUCGGUCGACUUCCCGUCUUCCAUAUCGGGAAUUUCCUCGCGCUGCUCUGCUUAGUCGCCAGCGCGCUGAGCGUCAACAUCUCCAUGCUGAUAGCCUUUCGCUUCUUAACGGGUUGUUUCCUAUCCAUUCUCACCCUGGGCCCCGCCAUUGUCGGGGACCUGUUCAAAAUGGAACAGACCGGCCGCUCCAUGGCAAUAGUCAUGGGUACGCAAAUGAUCGCGGAUUUCAUCUCCCCUAUCGCGGGCGCGUAUAUCGCUGAGGACCUGGGUUGGCGGUGGUCCAUUUGGCUGGCGGCUAUUGUGCUGGGGUUCUUUAGCUUGCUUUUACUGCUGGUGCUAAGGGAGACGUACACGGUUGUUCUGCUGAGGAGGAAGGCGGAGCGAUUACAGAUGGAGCGCGCGGGCGCAGACGACAAUAUUCACCUGAAGUAUCAGUCCGAACAUCAGGCUCAGAUCGAUGCAUCAACUAUGCUUGAGAGCGCUAUCAAGCCAAUGCAAAUCCUCUUUCGAUCUCCUAUCCUCAUAAUGACCACGACAUACAUGUCUACGACCUACGCCCUGGUGUCAUUGAUCAUGGCCACCCUCACAGAAUCCAUGGAAUCGACCUACCCCGGCACCUUCACCAGCGGCUCCAUCGGCCUUACAUUCCUCAGUCUCGCCAUCGGCAACACCGUCUCUUUAAUCUUCUACAGUUUCACCUCCGACCGCUACGUCAUCCAUCAGAAAGAAACAAAAGGCGACGCAUUCAAGCCCGAGUCGCGGCUAGUGCAUUUGAUUCUCGCUGCUGUGAUCCUGCCUGCGGGAUUUAUCAUCUACGGAUGGACGUUGGAUUAUCAUGUUCAGUAUAUCGUGCCGCUGGUUGGAACGUGUCUCGCUGGCUUCAGCAUGACGCUUUCUGCUAUUCCGGCGGAGACUUAUGUCGUGGAUACAUAUGAGAUUCAUGGGGCUUCGGCUAUCGCUGCUGGGGUGAUUUUCAGAGCUAUUGCAGGGGCGUUUCUGCCCUUGAUCGGUCCAGCUCUGUAUGACAGUAUCGGGCAAGGAUGGGGGAAUACGGUGCUGGCUUUCAUUGCGGCGGCUUUCAUUCCGCCGUUGGGAGCGCUGAUGAUAUACGGGGAUUGGUUUAGAAGUAAGGAGCGAUUCGGCAGGGAGGGACGGUAGAUACUACAUAGAGUCGAAUUGUUGUUUGUUUGUCCUUAGUAAAUGUUAUAUACUCCAUUCUAC